GCGACCUCGUUUUCAACUGCAACGUGUAGAUUUGAGCUGAAACUGAGGUUUAAUUAAAAAAAAGUCAAGUAAAAUACACAGAAAUAUGUCUUCACCGGAGAGAAAAGUCGAAAACGGAGUUCUGGAGGAGGAAGAGGAGCAGAAAGCGAGAAAGAGAAAGAUUUCUCUCUCCAGGUGUGGAGUUUGCAGAUCCAAGGAGGCCAAUUAUACAUGUCCCGCCUGCCUCACACAUUCAUGCAGUUUGCUGUGUGUGAAGAAGCACAAAGACGACUCGGGGUGCAGUGGGGUUAGAAAUAAAACGGCGUUUGUGGCUCUCUCACAUUUUGAUGAAAUGAAUCUUCUCAGCGAUUACAGAUUUCUGGAGGAUACUGGAAGGUUUUCUGACGGUGCCACCAGAGACGGGCUCAUACGGGCUCCUCGUUGUACUUUUAAAAGCAAAAAAUUGGCUUCCCAUGCCAGGAAGAUGAACAUCACACUGCGAUCCCUCCCCGUCACGUUCACGAAGAACAAAGAAAACUCGACUUUCUUCCGUUCACGAGAUAAAGUGUUCCUGUGGCAUCUGAAGCUCAUGUUUCCUCAAAGCAGCUCCGAGUUCAGCCAGAGGAGGGUGUCGGACAUGCAAACCUUGAAGCAGAUCCUGACCGCCUACAUUCACCCGACAGAGUCGGAUCCCGUGACUCGUCAAAAGUUGAAGAUGUAUGUUCAUGCUCCGUUUGAUGAUGUGAAAGUGUUCAUGAAGGCAGAGGGGAGAAAGGCGAACUCUGUGAGGUACCAUGAGUUGGACGUUGAAAAGAGCCUGAGAGAUAACCUGAGCUACAAAACAAUCAUCGAAUACCCCGUGCUGCAUGUUGCUCUCAGGGAUCACUGGACAGACUAUCCUCUGAAAGGACCAGCUGAAUCUGCAUCGACUUGCAACGCUUUUGCAACAAAGAAUGUCGGGACGGACGGAGGGGAAGAGGGUGCAGGCCAGGGUUCAGCAUCAGUGCAAGGGUCACACACACCAGAGAGAAGCAACAUCUGCACAGGAGCCCCGGAGAGCACUCCCGAACCUGCACCCCCACAGGAGAAAAGGCCCAAGAGAGGAGCCGAGGAAGAGCAAGAGGAAGGAGAGAUCACGGAUAGCAGUGAGGAUGAAAACUGCGACGAAGCCAGAAGUCCUACUGAGGACACGGAGAAUGUUGUUGAUGGGAUGGUGAACGCAGCUGCAGCCGCAGGGCUGGCGGUGUGAGCGAGGACGUUGCUCGGCCUCCAGAGGCGUCGCUGACGUCAGCCGGAGUAAGGAGGAUGCUGUGGAAGCGCCGGGGCCUGUUCGUACCCGCCGCCGGCGACAUGGAAAUGAGUCAGCUGAUGCUGCUGACAGCUGCCAAAUAAAAUGUUGAUACACAGAUGGAAAAAGUUGAAAUGAGUGAAGGAUGUUUCUGAACGGAAGUUACCGAUAUAGUCAUUAUGCAGCGGACCAGUGGAAAGUGACACUUUGCUGAAAACAAGACCUGCCAUCUCCCGAGUGCCUUAUCACAUGAACGAAGAGCCAGUGAAUUGUUUUUAUUCGCCUCCUUUCUCAAAUAAAAUCAGUGUUUAGAAAAACUUCUGUUGCAUUCCUCCAUAUGUCAAACACAAAACAAGUGUCUGGUAGUUGUUUUUAUCAAUUAACCCUGAAACGAGGCCAGUUUACCGGCUGCUGCGUGUCGUGAUCUCCUCUCCUCUCCUCUCCAUCUCACUAGGAACUUUUUGUUGAGGCCAAAAAUGUGCACCUGGAAGAAAAUAACCCCUCAAACAGCAAGAAGAGGAAAAAAAACUUGGUGAGAGAUGAUUCCGUGACUACUUAAGCGUGUCCACGAAGGUCAUUCGAUAAGACCAAAAAACAAAUGACAAAAAAACUUGUCAAUAAAUUAUUUUCAAGAGAGGUUGUUUUGUUUAUGAGCAAAUAGCUCCAGUUUUUAACGAGCCGGCGCAGUCGAGGGAACACUUAGGAGAUUAAAACCGUCAUUCCUUUCUGUUUAGCACUCAUUAGGUUACGUGUCCUUGUUGACUUUAUCUCAGCCGAAAAAACUGAAGCCCGUGCGAACCCGAGGCUGCAUCCACUUUGAGCUGCAAGCGGGUCUCAUCCGCGUCAGGCUGCAACAUCUUUAGUUUUCUUUUUCCAUCAGCCAGUAAAAUUAAAGUUGACAUGCUCAUUUUUCUGACACCUCUGGCCUGCCCUCCCCGUGCGGAUGUACUUGCGUAUGUGCCGCGUCUAUGUAGCGUUUUCUCACUAAAUGUUGCGUUUUUUAUGACAGGGGGCCAGCAAUAACUGUCAGCGUAGCCCGUUGCUGCAGCUCAUGUUUAUGGAUGUGUUUUUAAAACCCCUGCUGACAUCUUUUGGACGUUAACCUCGAUGGACGGGUCUCUUUGAUGUCUGGCCUGCAAUGACGUACUUUCCACCCCUUUUUUUUUUUCUGCGCAUCCUUUUUUUUGGAAUGAGUUUAACGCUGAUGUUUAAAUGCGGAGGCAAGAAAACGUAGAUGAGUUUUAUGGAGUCCGUGUUAAUUUGACUCGCACUAAGGGGGUGUGGGAAGCAUCAACGCUCCAGGGUCAGGGUGAUCAUAUAUGCCUCCACCGGCGGGGGUUCUGAGAGGACAGGCGGGAGAUUUGUGUUCACAGAUCCGAGAAGUAACAGCUAAAGGCUGCAAGACAUCACUGGGACUGGCAAGCAUCUAUGUUCAUGAGUCUACUUUAUGUACAUCAUUUAACAGGAGGGUGUCCGUGGCAGAACAGGCUCUCCAAUAAAGUACAUUACUCUUGACAAUCUGCAGCAUUGCAGGAAACACCUGUGUUUUGUGGACUUAUGUAGCAAUAGUUGAAUGGUUCAGAAAGGGCACUGGCGAACAUCUUACCAGGCACGAUAAAAGGAGCAGAUUUGGGCUUGAAGUGGCCCGGUCGGGUGAUGCAUCCGGAUGAUAGACCUGAGCUGUAUUUGACCCGGUCUUUGUAUGUUUUGACCGUAUAAAAACGUAAUUCUCCUCAGUUGUGUAAAAUAAGACCUGGAAACAGGCAUUGUGGCAUAGAAUUGUCAAAUUGGUUUAAU
Molecule: messenger RNA, 3064 nt
Organism: Cololabis saira (Pacific saury)
Lineage: Eukaryota; Metazoa; Chordata; Actinopteri; Beloniformes; Belonidae
Gene: znhit6
Product: zinc finger HIT-type containing 6
Exons: 10
Coding region: 86-1228 (380 amino acids)
Biological process (GO): box C/D snoRNP assembly; maturation of LSU-rRNA from tricistronic rRNA transcript (SSU-rRNA, 5.8S rRNA, LSU-rRNA); snoRNA localization
Cellular component (GO): nucleus; pre-snoRNP complex
Source: RefSeq, a predicted model, not a curated record